AUGGCCAGCCAUGGUGUACCACGACAAGCGACGACUGAACCGAGAACGGAACAGUCGCGACUGAAGGAACAGAAGCAGAUACAGGAGUACACGGAGCUUGUCGAUUUGAUAGAGAGGAAGAUUGCAGAGCGUCAAUACACCCGCGAAGUUCUUGAACUCACUUCGAAACUCCUCAUCAAGAACCCCGAAUACUACACGAUAUGGAACGUCCGCAGGCGUUUGCUAAUACAUGGCUUGUUCUCCAAAUCCUCGGAUUUAUCCUCGCCCUCGAUGGAGUUACCGAGUUCUUCUCAGAUCGCCACUACCACAACCUCGCCCGCCGACUCAUCCUCCUCUACUACCAAUACUUCCACGGCCUCGAAGGAGACCCAGUCCAACCUCGCCUCCCCGAAUCCUGGGAAGAAUGGUACAACUCUUGAUCUGAUAAAGGCGGAUCUUGACUUUGUAUUUCCAUUGAUGGUCAAGUUUCCGAAAUGCUAUUGGAUUUGGAAUUAUCGGUUAUGGCUGCUUGAGGAAGGGAACAAAAGAUUAGAACCGGAGGUUGCAAGAGAGUUGUGGAAUGGGGAACUCAGUUUGGUGGGGAAAAUGUUAACGAGGGAUAGUCGGAAUUUCCAUGGAUGGGGAUACAGGCGAAAAGUCAUAUCAGAACUGGAGAGCCCCAAGUUGCACGGGAAAAGCAUGGUGGAAUCCGAAUUCGAAUAUACCACGAGGAUGGUAAAGGCUAACCUCUCGAAUUUCUCCGCCUGGCAUUAUCGUAGCAAGCUGAUUCCAAGACUGCUCUCUGAACGAUCUGCUAGCGACGUCCAGAGAAGACUGUUCCUGGAUAAUGAGUUUGAGCUCAUCACCAAUGCGAUAUACACAGAUGCAUAUCCCUACGCUCAAUCAGUCUGGUUUUACUAUCAAUUUCUCAUGACUACUCUUGUGGACAGCAUUGGACACCUGACGAUCACUCCCAACUUUACGGAUGAAGACCGAAUCCAAUAUGUCAGAAAGCAACUUGUUAAUCUCGGAGACAUGCUUGAUGGUGCUGAAGAUUGCAAGUGGAUCUAUAACGCACUGCUAGAGUAUACUUUGGCACUAUGCCGGAUGGAAAAUCGGCCUCCUUUAGAUGCUGAGCGGCAGGACUGCACAUCAUGGUUGGCGGAACUCAGAAAGUUAGAUCCGUUAAGAGCUGGGAGGUGGGACGAUUUUGAGAAGACUCUAAGGUGGGUUGAAGUGGAUUAUCGUCUUGCCUCCGAUGUAACUGGAGUUGAAUUAUGA
Messenger RNA from Amorphotheca resinae ATCC 22711, 1260 nucleotides. RefSeq lists its product as hypothetical. Gene Ontology annotation, cellular component: cytoplasm; Rab-protein geranylgeranyltransferase complex. NCBI's taxonomy places the organism in Eukaryota, Fungi, Ascomycota, Leotiomycetes, Helotiales, Amorphothecaceae. Gene Ontology annotation, molecular function: Rab geranylgeranyltransferase activity. The record is from RefSeq and is a predicted model, not a curated record. The coding region runs from base 1 to 1260 and encodes 419 amino acids. The transcript is spliced from 4 exons. Gene Ontology annotation, biological process: protein geranylgeranylation.